AUGAGGCUGGUGGGUGGUAAGCUGUCCUCUGAGGGCCGUGUGGAGGUCUACUAUAAUGGACAGUGGGGGACAGUGGGGGACCGUGUGUGACAGCUGGGAUAUUACUGAGGCACAGGUGGUGUGUCGCCAUCUCAACUACCCUGGUGCUCUCACUGCCGUGGUGGGUGGAAUAUACGGACAAGGUAGGUUGGAUCUGUAUGAGUUCUCUUGUAUCCCACUCAUCGCAGUUUCCCAGACACAGAUUAAGCCUUGUCCUAGACUAAAACGCUAUUUCAAUGGAGAUUGAUUCAUUGGAGGCUUGAUCUGUGUCUGGGAAACUGGCCCCAUAUGUAUCUUUUCAUAGGUACAGAAUAUCACACAUUCAUUGUUUGUUUUUAUUGACCCAUGACCCGUUUGUAUUCUGUACACCUAUCUGGAUGGACGAUCUAAGCUCUGAAGGGACAGAGAAAGACCUGUCCCGCUGUCUCUUCAAAGGCUGAGGGGUCACUGACUGCCAACAUGCUGAGGAUGCUGGUGUGGUCUGUGAGAGAGGUAAGACUGACCAAUGACCACAAAGACUCAUCCACAAAGACCUAAAGACCAGACACAGUAUCAUUGAAAGACAAAAUUGAAGAAGCAGAAGUUUUUGGUCCAUGGCUCACUUUGGGAUGCUCAUAGAGACGACAGUACAUGCUCAAUGAGGUGCUCCGUUUACAACGUUGGAGGCUGCUGAGGGGAGGACGGCUCAUAAUAAUGGCUGGAAUGGAGUAUUAAUGGAGUGAAUGGAAUGGUAUCAAACACAUGAAAACAUGUUUGAUACCAUUCCAUUCACUCCAUUCCGGCCAUUAUUAUGAGCCGUCCUCCCUCAGCAGCCUCCAUCGGUUUACAAUGAAUGGCUCUGUUAGAUUGGAAGAUAAUGUAUGAUACAUUUCUGAUAUUUUGUUUAUAUACUGUUUGUGCUAUCCAAAAUAUGAUUUGCUUGAUCAAUAUAUGAUGUGGUUGAUCAAUAUUUUUUUAUUUAAUCAGAAUAGGCUCAGAAUAACAGCCAUGUCUACGCCCUGGACCACAACGCAGGACUCGCUAACCACAUAGGGGCGCUGUUUGACAGUGGACGCGACUGUGACUUUGACAUCAUGGUGCGGGUCGCAAACAACAAAACACUCUCGAUCCAGAGGCCUCCAUCUUAAACGUCUCAAAGGAGGAGAACCCCAGUAACUUCAACCUAGACGUCAGCCUCAACUGCCACCCUCAUUUCACCAAUGUCCUUAGGUAAGGUGACACCAACCUGCUCUACUUUACAAACCUUAGCCUAGUUGCUAUUACAUCAACCCGUUCUUCACCAUAUUGUGGCAGAGAAUCCAUGUAUCUUGUAUCUCUUUCUUCCCCAGGUAUCACUGUACACAAAGCAGAUCAACAUCACUGUGUCCUCUGCCCAGUGCAUCCACAAGAUGGCGUCCGACUGGAGUCUGAGGCAGCUCCAGGAGGCGGCAGGGAGGCUCUUCACCUGGCUGCUCCCAGAGGAUGCCUCCUUCCAGACCCAGAUCUCUCUGUACGAGCACUCCAUCUGUACAGGCGACCCAGUUCUGCAUGAAACCUGUCUGCACUACCUUGCCUGGAACUGUGAGUCGCUGAGCCGUUCCCCAACCUGGACUGGUCUUGGUCUGGGCACAUUAAAGGCCCUUCUGGCCCGUUCAGAAGUGGUAGUGCCAGAUGAUGCCUUCUUGCUAAACGGUUUGGAGGACUGGGUGUUGGAUCAGGGUAACUCAUCCACCCACGAAGACCAGGUCGCCCUUUUGGACUACAUCCCUUUUGCCAUGAUCGCUGCUGAAGAUUUAUUCAACCUCAAAGCUAAGUCUAAACUGUACAUGGACCAACUAGAGCGGUAUAAUGCCGGCAUGUUGCCGGGCUUUCAGUUCAAUGCGCUGCCCUUCCGGAUGCUGUUUGGGAACCUCCUCCAUAAAUAG
Molecule: messenger RNA, 1943 nt
Organism: Coregonus sp. 'balchen'
Lineage: Eukaryota; Metazoa; Chordata; Actinopteri; Salmoniformes; Salmonidae
Source: the annotation of a GenBank genome assembly